Oncorhynchus masou masou (cherry salmon) is the source of this 2660-nucleotide messenger RNA. RefSeq names its product paired box 9 (gene pax9). NCBI's taxonomy places the organism in Eukaryota, Metazoa, Chordata, Actinopteri, Salmoniformes, Salmonidae. The transcript is spliced from 4 exons. Gene Ontology annotation, biological process: anatomical structure development; regulation of transcription by RNA polymerase II. Bases 234 to 1292 code for a protein of 352 amino acids. Gene Ontology annotation, molecular function: DNA-binding transcription factor activity, RNA polymerase II-specific; RNA polymerase II cis-regulatory region sequence-specific DNA binding. The record is from RefSeq and is a predicted model, not a curated record.
CAUGAUUUGUCUGGAUUGAAAUGUAAGCUUGUCUCUCCUGCUAUCAGGAAACACAUCGCGGAUUUGUCAUUCUCACUACUAUCGUUAGUUCGGUUAACACAGUACCCGUGGCCGGAGGAGAGCGAGGAUUUGUGCUCCCCUAGACAGGUUUCCGGACAACAGCGAAACUGGACUCGGAACUGGACGGAAGGCGUAACUCCGAGAUCCCAAUAAUAAUUUGUGGACUAAACGCAAUGGAGCCAGCCUUUGGAGAGGUGAACCAGCUCGGCGGGGUUUUUGUCAACGGCAGACCGCUUCCCAACGCAAUCCGGCUGCGGAUUGUAGAGCUCGCCCAGCUGGGCAUCAGGCCUUGCGACAUCAGCAGACAGCUCCGGGUCUCCCACGGCUGCGUCAGCAAGAUACUGGCCCGGUACAACGAGACCGGCUCUAUACUCCCGGGAGCGAUCGGGGGCAGCAAACCACGGGUCACUACGCCUACAGUGGUCAAGCACAUACGGACAUACAAGCAGAGGGACCCGGGUAUCUUCGCCUGGGAGAUCCGGGACAGGCUACUGGCUGACGGAGUUUGUGACAAGUUCAAUCUACCAUCUGUGAGCUCCAUCAGUAGGAUCCUCCGCAACAAGAUUGGGAAUCUGUCCCAGCAGAGCCAGUAUGAGUCCAGCAAGCAGUCGUCUCACGCACCACAACCAACGCUACCAUACAACCACAUAUACUCGUAUCCGACCCCCAUCGGAGCCUCUGGGACCAAAGUACCGACUCCCCCGGGCAUGCACUCCCUCCCUGGACACAUGGCUAUGCACAGGAUAUGGCCCUCCUCCCACUCGGUAACAGAUAUUCUGGGGAUUCGGUCGAUAACAGAGCAACAAAUUAGUGACAGUUCGUCCUUUCCCAGUGCCAAACUAGAAGAAUGGAGCGUUAUAAACAGGACACAUUUUCCGCCGUCAGCAAGCUCUCCACUAGUCAAUGGCGUGCAGGAUAAACCACCGCAUUCUAUAGAACCUGAAGCAAAAUACAAACAGACGCAGAGUGGCUUGCCCACAGUGAACAGUUAUGUCACAGCGCCCAGCAUCCCAGCCUACCACCCUCCCACCCCAGUGUCGCCCUACAUGGGGUACAGCGCCACCACGUCGGCCUAUGUGACCGGUCCCACAUGGCAGCCGCACAGUGGCAGUGCUCUCUAUCACCACAGCUGUGACAACAUUGCCGCUCCACUGGCCUUCAAGGGUAUGACAGCCCACCACCGUGACGCCAUCCACCCCCAUGCCCACCCCAUCACCGCCUCAGCACUGUAGAACACAGACAGACGGGCCGGUCGGACGGACGGAGAGACAGAGGGAAGAAGAGGGGGAGCAGGACAGACGGACGGGCAGAUGGAGUUAAAAGAGGAGGGAGGAAGGAGAUAAGGAGAAACAAGUCCUCCUUUACCAUGGGUCUGGUGCCAGCUCAUUACACUCACCUCUUCCGUAUUUAUAUGGUGACCUCACCUAGGCCCCAUAUCCAAUCACAACGUUCUCUUCCAUACCAAAGACACGGUGACCUCACCUAGGCCCCAUAUCCAUCACAACAUUCUCUUCCAUACCAAAGACACGGUGACCUCACCUAGGCCCCAUAUCCAUCACAACAUUCUCUUCCAUACCAAAGACACGGUGACCUCACCUAGGCCCCAUAUCCAUCACAACAUUCUCUUCCAUACCAAAGACACGGUGACCUCACCUAGGCCCCAUAUCCAUCACAACAUUCUCUUCCAUACCAAAGACACGGUGACCUCACCUAGGCCCCAUAUCCAUCACAACAUUCUCUUCCAUACCAAAGACACGGUGACCUCACCUAGGCCCCAUAUCCAUCACAACAUUCUCUUCCAUACCAAAGACACGGUGACCUCACCUAGGCCCCAUAUCCAUCACAACAUUCUCUUCCAUACCAAAGACACGGUGACCUCACCUAGGCCCCAUAUCCAUCACAACAUUCUCUUCCAUACCAAAGACAUGGUGUGGAGAACUCAAGUUAACGCACAGUUAAAGACAGGACAUGGAAGGAAAACCUUGCCACACUAUCUACAGACAUGACACUGGUCUGUGGCCCUGCAGAAAGCUGACAGGACAGGUGUAUUGAAGGACUGACUGGCUGUUUCUCAUAUUUCCAUGGCGGAAAUUGUGCCAUUCUCAUCAAGGACUUGCCUCUUAAACCCAUUUCUGCACACUUCUCUGCAAAUGUUAUUAGGGACAGGAGCUAAAGUACUGUAGGACAAUCACAACCAUGAGGGAAAAACGUUUGCAUUUAAGUGUAUCAGGGGUGAUAUCAAUUGGUAUUGUUUUGGAUGUUUGUACUUGUAUUUUUUUGUUUAUUAUUUUGACAAGUUACAAUCUUAAUAUUGAACAUUGUUUUUUCACUUCUCGACUUAAAUGUAUCUUCAUGUGUAUUUAUUAGACUGACUAAAAGGCUCUAGGGUUGAACGGAGUACAAUUAUUACAUCAGAAGGCCACGGUGGAAACAGUGUAGGCCUAUAUGGAUGUUCCCAACACACUUUGACAGCCUUUGGCCUAGUCUUCUGCGUAAAUGUUUGAAACGAUAUUAUGAUAAAACGGUACAGCUGCACAGGUCCAAUCUAAUAUCCACAAUGAAAUUGAAUGUAUCUUCAUUAAAGGAAACUGUGUGGAUUU